GUGGCCCCGCCCUGCUCUCCCCAUAACUUGAGUGUGAGUGAUCUUCGUGUUUUGCUGUGAUUUGGCUGCUCGUUAAGGACCACCGCAGUACUUUUGCUCCUUCUUCCUUGCAACACUUCCAACAUUUCCCCCCUCCUCCACCUCCGGGAAACACAACUUUAAAAAUCCGCUGCUUUAAAAAAAGGUGGGAAGAUGAACAUCCGUCCUCCACUUUAGGAAGAUACUUUCACUGGCAAGGCUCCCGCUCCUACUUUUUGUGCGUUUUCCCCUUCCCUUUAUCGAUCACGAUCUAUUACCAGCAAGCUGCAUGGCUGUCAGAUUGUCACUUACAUGACGUUAAGGGCUAUGAGUGCAGUGCCUGGCCAAGACGAGGGCGGACAGGCAGGCGGAAAAAACUACCACUUUCUGGAGUCAUUUAGCUUAUUCCUCAAUUUUUUGUUCCUUUAAGGAUAUAUAACACCGAUUGUAGCCAGGUCGGUGUAGGAGACGACCAUGCAGCCUUAACUGUAAGCUAGCCAUUAGCUAGUUAGCAAGUCGCCCCCCAACAACAACAACAACAGUGUUCGAAGACAGCAAGCUAGCCAUGGAGGGACAUGGCCAACAGAAAACAACCCCACUCACGCGGGACCUGACACGGAUAUUCAGCAGCUACAACAAACACUCCAUUCUGCUUAAAAAGAACCUGAAGGAGACCAAUGUGUUCUUCCGGGAAAUCAGGCAAAACUACAGCAACGCUUGUGCAUCCGCCAUGAGCUCCGAGUCCGCUUCCCUGGAGGCAGGGCAACUGAGCUGCAUCGCCUUCCCCAGCCACGAAGAAGAGUUCCUACGCAACACAGUGGGCGCUGCCCCGUACAUCCUGGUGCUGGGCCAGAACUGCACGGCUCGCUAUCAGCUGCUUAACGGCCUGCUGGGAGAGAGACUGCUCCCGCUGGGGCCCGAGGCCGGCGAGGCUUGCGGAGGCAUCCAGGGCACGGCGUGCAAGAGGCGCAAGCUGUGUUUCACCCAUGGAAGGCAGACGCGGCUCAGCCUGGCGCUGCCCGGCCAGUACGAACUGGUGCACCAGCUGGCGGCCAACCGCGGCCGCUGGGACACGGUGCCCCGGGAAGACCUGGAGAUCCACGAAGAGUGCGAGGACCCGGCGCACAGGCUGGCAGAGCUGGAGAUCACCCUGCAUCAUCCUCUACUUCAGGAAGCAAAGGUCAUGGUGGUGCCUUGUGCGAGCGUCCAGCCCAUUGAGGAAGCCCUGGACGACUUCACAAGGAACGUCAUUCCAAUCGUACUGUACGCUAUCAAGGAGGACUCCCUAAACGCGGAGCAGGUGGCUGAGCUCUGGAAGGUCAAAGAGAUGCUCCCUUAUUCCAUUUGUUUUGUCCGCAUCCCCGACACCAUGCCCACAGCAUCGCCGGAGCCCAGCCGACGCGGGGAGAAGGAAAAAGAGCGUGAGAAAAGCCCCCUCCACAAGCAGCUUCUCUCCCUCGGGCUCCUCAGUACCUCCAUGGGAAACUGCUCCUGCGGAGCCCCCACGCAGAUGCCCACCCCAGGUGCCAAGCCACAGAGCAUGCUGGGCGAGGCUUUUGACAGACUCCACAGGCUGCUGGUGCCCUUUACGCGCCAGGUGCUUCAAAACCAACAAGUGGAGGCUGCCAACCUGCUGAAUGGACUCCACUGCCGCUGCUUAGAUCUUUUCAUCAAUCAGGCCUUUGACAUGCAGCGAGACCUGCAGAUAACCCCCCGCAGGCUGGAAUACACCCGUGAGAAAGAGACAGAAUUGUUCACGUCGCUUAUGGCCAUCGCCAACCGCAAACAGGAGGAAAUGAAGGAAAUGAUUGUGGAGACGCUAGGCAGCAUGAAAGAUCAGUUGCUGGAGGACGCUGCCAACUUGGAAUUCACAGACGUCAUCGUAACGACCAGUGGCGAUGCAGUGACGUCGAAGGAGAUCAAGUCCUGCAUCCAUCAGAUCCAGGAGCUGAUUGUGGUGCGUUUGAAUCAGGCUGUGGCCAACAAGCUCAUCAGCUCUGUGGACUACUUGAGAGAAAGCUUUGUCGGCACAUUGGAGCGAUGUCUCAGCAGUCUGGAGAAGUCCCACAACGAUACGUCCGUGCACAACAUCACCUCCAAUCACCUGAAACAGCUAUUAAACGCCGCCUACCACGUGGAAGUAACCUUCCAUUCGGGAUCUUCGGUUACGCGACUCGUCUGGGAACAAAUCAAACAGAUCAUCCACAGGAUAACGUUCGUGAACCCUCCUGCCAUCUCGCCAGAGUGGAAGCGUAAAGUAGCCCAGGAUGCCAUUGAAAGUCUCAGCGCUGCCAAACUGGCCCGAAGCAUCUGCUCCCAGUUCAGAACCCGUCUCAACAGCUCCCACGAGGCCUUUGCUGCAUCUUUACGCCAGCUGGAGGAAGGUCACACGGGGCGACUGGAGCGCACCGAGGACCUGUGGCUGCGCGUAAGGAAGGACCACGCUCCUCGACUCGCCCGCCUGUCGUUGGAGAGCCGCUCCCUCCGAGAUGUUCUGCUACAUGGCAAACCUAAACUGGGCCGGGAGUUGGGGCGGGGCCAGUAUGGAGUUGUGUACUUGUGUGAUAGUUGGGGGGGACACUAUCCAUGUGCCCUGAAGUCUGUGGUGCCGCCGGAUGAUAAACACUGGAAUGACCUGGCUUUGGAGUUUCACUACACAAGGACCCUGCCCAAGCACGAGCGGCUGGUCGACCUGCACGGCUCCGUCAUCGACCACACGUAUGGCGGCGGCUCCAGCAUUGCCGUGCUGCUCAUCAUGGAGCGGCUGCACAAAGACCUCUACACCGGCCUCAAGGCUGGUUUGUCGCUGCGGGAGAGGCUGCAGAUCGCUCUGGACGUGGUGGAGGGGAUUCGCUUCCUGCACAGUCAGGGUCUCCUGCACAGAGAUAUUAAGCUCAAGAAUGUCCUGCUCGACAAGCAGAAUCGUGCAAAGAUCACCGACCUGGGCUUCUGUAAACCGGAGGCCAUGAUGUCCGGCAGCAUCGUCGGGACCCCCAUCCACAUGGCCCCGGAGCUCUUCACGGGGAAGUACGACAACUCCGUUGACGUUUACGCCUUCGGGAUCCUCUUCUGGUACCUCUGCACCGGCUCCGUCAAACUCCCAGAAGCCUUUGAGAAAUGCUCCAGUAAGGACCAGCUGUGGAAUAAUGUUAAGAAAGGUGCCCGACCCGAGCGCUUGUCGUUGUUUGACGAGGAGUGCUGGCAGCUGAUGGAGGCCUGCUGGAACGGUGACCCUUCCCAGAGGCCCCUGCUGGGCAUUGUGGAGCCCAGCCUGCAAAGCAUCAUGGUCCGCCUCUGCAGCUACGACUCAGACCUGAAAAGCAGCAGCCUGGAGGACUCGAACUGAAAAAAAAAAAAAAAGGCACUCCCCGCAGAGUAAAAGAAGCGCACACAAGGUGUUUUUGUCGUAUUUAUGAACGGAGGACUGUCGUCCUCCCGACUCACGGUUGAUGUAAUUUAUGAAGAAGAAAUGUUUUAUUGUUGUGCACUCGUGCUCGUUAAAGAAAACGUUACCAGAUGCAACUUUUAAAUAAGUCCAGUGUUGUCAUGAAAAAAAUCUAUUCAUCAAAUAUUUUAGAUUGUAUUUAAUGUCUGCAUACAUACAAGCAUCUUUCUUUUUUAAUAAAAAUGAUCUGUUACAACAAAUCACAUCCUCUUUUUU
This is a messenger RNA of Entelurus aequoreus (snake pipefish), 3679 nucleotides long. RefSeq names its product dual serine/threonine and tyrosine protein kinase (gene dstyk). The coding region runs from base 584 to 3364 and encodes 926 amino acids. The transcript has 14 exons. The record is from RefSeq and is a predicted model, not a curated record. Gene Ontology annotation, molecular function: protein kinase activity; ATP binding. NCBI's taxonomy places the organism in Eukaryota, Metazoa, Chordata, Actinopteri, Syngnathiformes, Syngnathidae. Gene Ontology annotation, biological process: protein phosphorylation.